AUGCGCCUCCGAGACUCGACUCGCCGAGCGCGCAGGUCUCCGACGUUGCGCUCUACCUUCCUUCUUUUGAAUGUGAUACCGUCUGCCUUCUGUUAUACCACGAAUCCCUAUUUUGCGAGAAAUCCAAAUCCCAAGCCUCGGCCUGCAAGAUUCGGUCCCCCUAUUAAAAGAGAUAGCGUUCCCCUCGUUAUUAGCAACAAAUGCGAACAGAAGAUAUGGCCUGGCAUCGGAACCCAAGCUGGAACUGGCGCAGGUACUGGGGGGUUUGAGCUUGAUUCGGGGGCAUCCAGAUUCCUGACAGUCAGCGCAGACUGGCAAGGACGAGUCUGGGGACGAACUAAUUGCAGUUUCAACGACCUUGGAACGGGGGCGAGCAAUUUGAAUGGGAAUAACGGUGCUGGAGCAGCUUGCACAACUGGUGACUGUGGAGGGGUAAUGAGUUGUGUCUUGACUGGCGAAACUCCCGUCACUCUGGCUGAGUUCGAUCUGGCAGGUGGCGUGGAUGGUAACCAGGUCUUCUACGACAUCUCUUUAGUUGACGGCUACAACAUACCUCUUUCAAUUAUCUUCAUUCCAGGCGAUAAUCCGAAACUCAAGGAUAUUCCCCCAAACCUUACGAAUUGCGCAUGUAUCGCAACAGCGGGCUGGUUAGCACCUCCAGCCGCUUCCGGCACCUCAGGCAACGCGACAACCGACGCCAACCCACUUCCGUACGAACCUUCGUACACCAAUGAGAAAGUCGCCGACUGGUGCCCCUGGGACCUUCAAAAGGCGCAACCCACCAAGCCAGGCGACGGCGUCUACCCCUACCCCGACGACAAAAUCCAACGUCCAAUCUUCGACCCCUGUCUCUCCGCCUGCUCCAAAUCUCUGUCGCCUGAAGAUUGUUGCACAGGCCCCUUCAACGACCCUAAAGUCUGCAAGCCCAACCUCUACGCCAGGUCUGCCAAAGCCGUCUGUCCAGACGCCUAUUCCUUCGCCUUUGACGACCAGACAUCAACCUUCAUCAUCCCGUCUGGUGGCGGCUGGGAAGUCAUUUUCUGUCCGCCGGGACGGAGCACGAAUAUCCUUGCCACCUUCAAGGCGCAGAUGCAGGCUCUGAGCCAGUCGGGCGUGUCGAAAGCGAUUGCUGCAGACACUGGAAACAUUACUUUCAUUGAGGGGGCGGCGAAGAAGAGUGGUGCUGAUGAGAUGAGGAUUGAUGGCAGGAGUUUGAGUCUCGGGGCGUUGGUUGUGGUUGUGGCUUGGGCCGUGUUGUGGUAG
Molecule: messenger RNA, 1263 nt
Organism: Drepanopeziza brunnea f. sp. 'multigermtubi' MB_m1
Lineage: Eukaryota; Fungi; Ascomycota; Leotiomycetes; Helotiales; Drepanopezizaceae
Source: RefSeq, a predicted model, not a curated record